Molecule: messenger RNA, 274 nt
Organism: Cyprinodon variegatus (sheepshead minnow)
Lineage: Eukaryota; Metazoa; Chordata; Actinopteri; Cyprinodontiformes; Cyprinodontidae
Gene: dynlrb1
Product: dynein, light chain, roadblock-type 1
Exons: 2
Coding region: 31-222 (63 amino acids)
Biological process (GO): microtubule-based movement
Cellular component (GO): centrosome; cytoplasm; cytoplasmic dynein complex
Molecular function (GO): dynein intermediate chain binding
Source: RefSeq, a predicted model, not a curated record
UUUUCUCCAGGAAUUCCCAUCAAAUCGACCAUGGACGACCAGAGCACGCUGCAGUACUCCGCUCUGACCCACCAGCUGGUGAUGAAGGCCCGGGUCACCGUGAGAGACCUGGACCAGCAGGACGACCUCACGUUCCUGCGGAUCCGCACCAAGAAGAACGAGAUCAUGAUCGCUCCAGAUAAGGACUACUUUCUGAUCGUCAUCCAGAACCCUUCGGCCUGAAACAUCUGCUGAUCGUCUCUUUACUCCUCCUUUUAUUUAUACAUUUAUUCAU